GCCCGCUCCGCGCUUUUCUUGGUUCACAUCGCCUUGAGGAUGGAGCUUCAGGCCGAAGCAUUACCAGAAGAUUUCUGUUGCAGCAUUAGUUAGAGUCUAGUUCACUUUCAAUGUUUUAUCUUUGUUAAUCGAUGUGCAUCUAUAUAUCUCACGAUCAGCCCUGUUCUCUAAGCUGACCCUCGAGGUUGCCGGGAUAAAUAGUCUCACCGUUUCCUGGGAAGUCUUCCGGGAUCUUCAGAUCUCAGGAUACAAGCUCACGUCCGUUCGCGCAGACGAUGUGCAGGGCUCGUACCAGCAGCUGGUUCUCGCACAUGGAGACACCUCAGCUACCGUGACGGGGCUGCUUGUCGGCACGGAGUACAUACUGGAGGUUGGGAACAGUCUUCAGGCAGAAGCCGCUGGAGCUUACAAGACAGCUGAAUGCGAUGCAGGUUAUGACCUGAAUGCCGAUGGCAGGGAUUGUGUUGUCUGUCAGAAUCCGCUGGGGAUGGAAUCUGGUGCCAUACCUGACAGCAGCAUCACCGCAUCCUCGUUCGCUGAUGGAAAACCGCCCAAAGACGCACGUUUAAACGGAAACAGCGCAUGGGUUCCGGAAAAUGACAGAGCCGGAGAAUGGUUACAGGUGGAUCUAGGAGAGAUGAUGCGCAUCGACGGCGCCAUUACACAGGGUCAUUCCGGAUCCUGGGUAACGGAGUACGUGCUCCAGUACAGUGCAGAUGGGACAAGUUUUACGACACAUGUGGGCAGCGAUGGCUCAGAUAAGAUUUUUACAGCCAACGCGGACGACAGCACACCGGUCGCAAACCUCCUGAACAACCCAGUUGAAGCCCGUUAUAUGCGUUUCGUGGUCCAGUCCUGGUCCGAUUCUGGUAUCGCUCUAAAGCUGGAGAUUUGGGGGUGUAACACCGUUCCACGUCUCUCGGGACUGACCCUAGAAGAUGUCGGGCUGAACCUAGAUAAUGACGAUCAGACUGACGAUGAUCAGCUCACCGUUUCCUGGGAAGUCGUGGGGAACCUUCCGAUCUCGCGCUACAGCCUCAGCUACAGCCUCGGCUACAGCCUCAGCUACAGCCUCAGCUACAGCUACCCCUUGGACCAGGAGGUUGGCUCCCCACCGACAGCAGACGCCACCUCGGCAACCGUGCCUGGGCUACAGGCCGACACGGACUACAUCAUCAGGCUCACUUCUUUUGAUGAUACUGACCAGCCAACCGGAGUUGUCAGCGGUACAUUCAAGACAGCCCCACGGCUCUCUGGGCUGACCCUCGACCGUGCCGGGAUAAAUAGCCUCACCGUUUCCUGGAAAGUCUUCGGAAAUCUUCCGACCUCCAGCUUCAUCCUCAGCUACCAGCUGGCAGACGGGUCGGACUCGUCUGCGGACCUGCCCACACCACCCGCCGCAGAGGACAUCUCGGCUACCGUGUCGGGGCUGCUUGUCGGCAGGGAAUACACCAUCACGCUCACUUCUAAAGACGAGAGCAGCCAGACCAACGCAGAAAUCAGCGGAACUUACAAGACAGCUGAAUGCGAUGCAGGUUAUGACCUGAGUUCCGAUGGCACGGAUUGUUUUGUAUCAGUGAUCUCGGCCCUGACCCUUAAAAUGGCCGGGGUUGAUGAUCUGGAAGUUUCCUGGACAAAGGCGGCUGGUGCUCAGAUUGACAGCUACAGCCUCAGCUACGAGCCGGCGGACGGGACGGGCACUUCUGAGGAACUGAAUUCCGCACCGGAACCAGGCGACAUCUCGGCUACCGUGUCGGGACUGCUGCCCUACACACGCUACAUCCUCACGCUCAACUCAACUGACCCGGACCGGCAAAACGGACAUACCAUCGGGACUUUCAGGACAGAAUCAGUGAUCUCGGGCCUGACCCUUAUACGGGCCGGGAUUGAUGAUCUUGAAGUUUCCUGGACAAAGGACGCUAGUGCUCAGAUUGACAGCUACAGCCUCAGCUACGAGCCGGCGGACGGGACGGGCACUUCUGUGGACCUGAAUUCCGCACCGGGAGCAGACGACAUCUCGGCUACCGUGCCGGGACUGCUGCCCUACACAAGCUACGUCAUCACGCUCACUUCUUCUGACCAGGGCCGGGAAAACGGAGUAAUCGUCGGGACUUUCAGGACAGAAUCAGUGAUCUCGGACCUGACCCUCGAUGGGGGAGGAAUGGACCAACUCGUUGUUUCAUGGGGAAAAGCUCAAGGUUCUCAGAUCUCGCGCUACAGCCUCAGCUACAGGCCGGUGGACGGGACGGGCUCGUACCGGGACCGGGAGCUGGACCCACCGGCAGCAGACGCCACCUCGGCUACCGUGUCGGGGCUGCUGCCCGGCAUAAGCUACACCAUCACGCUCACUUCCUUUCAACCGUUGGGCAACGCUGGCCGGCGAAAAAGAAGUGAGCAAGACCGGCAAAACGGAGUUAUCACCAGGACAUUCAGGACAGAGUCCGCUGUCGUGAACGUAGAGUGCGCCGAAGGCAACAUGACCAUUUCCAUUCCGCGUGUGGCUCUGUCCGGUGUGGACGUGGGCAGCAUGCACCUUCUGGACACCAGCUGCGUCGCCAGCGUGGACGUAGAUUGGGUCACCCUGGAGACACACCUGGAGGAGUGCGGGACGCGGCGGCAGAUCUCAGGAGAAGACAAAUUCAUCUUCUCCAACGAGGCCAUCGCGGACGAGGUGACUGACUCCAGCGGCGCGGUGAUUUACCAGGGAGUCAGCCUGCCCUUCCAAUGCGAGUUCCUCCGUCAGUUCGACAUCACCCAGGGCGGGGACAUCAUGUUCGUCAUCCCGCCGCCAAGGUUUGAAAUCAUUGACGCGGAGGGAGAAAUGACCUUGGAGAUGCGAACGUACAAGUCUCCAGACUUCGGAGCAAGCUACAAGUCUACUGACUUCCCCAUUAAGGUCACACCGGAUGACCGUCUGAACUUUGGCCUGAGCGUGACGUCACCGCUUGACAACGUGGAGCUGUUUGCACGUGACUGUGUGUCCACCCCCAGUACCGACCCGAACGACUCUCCAAGGGUCGACAUCAUCGUGGAUGGCUGUCAGGUUGCUGAGACUCUAGAGAAGGACAAUGAACGUUCUAAUGACACUGCUCUGUACUACACCGUGGCCGCCUUCGGCUUCCCCAAUUCUAUCGAACAGAACCUGGUAAAAAACGAAAACGUGUUGGACCGAUUCGCUUCUGUGGUGGCUGGCGAAGAAUGCUUAUUAAGGUCACAUUCAUAA
Messenger RNA from Branchiostoma floridae (Florida lancelet), 3223 nucleotides. RefSeq names its product fibronectin-like. The transcript has 16 exons. Gene Ontology annotation, molecular function: protein binding. NCBI's taxonomy places the organism in Eukaryota, Metazoa, Chordata, Leptocardii, Amphioxiformes, Branchiostomatidae. Bases 488 to 3223 code for a protein of 911 amino acids. The record is from RefSeq and is a predicted model, not a curated record.